AUGUACCGAAAACUCAAGAAUUAUAACUACCUUACCCUCGGGUUUAUACAUCAUGACCGACGCAUUUGCCCCGCGCUCUAUGAAGCGCAAGAACGUCAAAGGCUUAGCAUUAACCCCCGCCCCCCGAAGCAACCUGCGGCAUCGAACAAUGACAAUCAGUCCGGUUGGGGCUUUGGCGGAUCGAGAGCCGAUGAGGUAGGCCAAGAAGCACAGCUCGAGAUUGGAAUUGAGUUUAAUCUGGACCUUCGACAAGAGGAUAUCGAGAUUGUGAAAGAGCUUGGUUCGGGAAAUGGAGGUACCGUCAGUAAAGUGAAGCAUUUACCUACUGGAACUACAAUGGCUCGAAAGGUAAUUCAUGUCGAAGCUAAAAAAGAACUCAGGAAGCGAAUUGUGCGCGAGCUACAAAUCAUGCACGGUUGCCACUCCGAUUACAUCGUGACUUUCUACGGCGCUUUCCUAAACGAACAUAACGAUGUCUCAUUAUGUGUAUGGAAUAUAUGGAUGUUGGACCUAACCGGGCGUCUACAGAUCUCUCGACAGAGUCUCGCGCCAUUUUGGACCGAUUCGUGUGUAGACGUGCUUGGUAAAAUUGCAGAGGCGACUCUGGGUGGUUUAACCUAUCUAUACUCGAAACUACACAUCAUGCAUCGAGACAUUAAGCCCUCUAACAUCCUCGUGAAUUCUCGGGGUCACAUCAAGCUCUGCGAUUUUGGUGUAUCAGGAGAACUAGUCAACUCUAUCGCCGAUACAUUCGUGGGUACUUCGACUUACAUGGCCCCGGAGCGAAUCCAGGGCGAGAAGUACACGGUCAAGUCGGACGUAUGGAGUUUUGGUCUGAGUAUAAUGGAGUUAGCUAUUGGCAAAUUCCCAUUUGCGAGUGAACAACUAUCAGAUGACGAUGGGGCGCCGGCCGGUAUCUUGGAUCUCCUCCAACAAAUUGUUCACGAGCCCGCCCCAAAACUUCCAAAAAGCGACGCAUUCCCGUCAAUAUUAGAAGAUAUGGUUCAAAAAUGCUUGUCAAAAAUACCAGAUGAGCGGCCGACACCUCAGGAGUUAUGGGACCGAGAUCCAUUUGUUCAAGCAGCUAAGCGGACACCGGUGGAUUUGAGAGCAUGGGCUGUCGGACUUAUGGAGAAAGACAACCGUAAAUCGCAUUUGGUUCCUCAACUUUCGCCAGCUACUCGGGACCUCUUACGAUCAAGCGAGUCCCCUACCUUCCAAAAUGACGGCAAUGCCGCUUAA
Molecule: messenger RNA, 1242 nt
Organism: Daldinia childiae
Lineage: Eukaryota; Fungi; Ascomycota; Sordariomycetes; Xylariales; Hypoxylaceae
Product: Dual specificity protein kinase FUZ7
Exons: 5
Coding region: 1-1242 (413 amino acids)
Biological process (GO): protein phosphorylation
Molecular function (GO): ATP binding; protein kinase activity
Source: RefSeq, a predicted model, not a curated record